AUGUCUACCAUCAAAUUGAACAACGGUCAUGAAAUGCCUCAGGUCGGCUUCGGCUGCUGGAAAGUCGACAAUGCCACCUGUGCUGACACCAUCUACAACGCUAUCAAAGUAGGAUACAGAUUGUUUGACGGUGCUCAGGAUUACGGCAACGAGAAGGAGGUUGGUGACGGUAUCAAGCUUGCUCUUGAUGAGGGUUUGGUUGCACGUGACGAGCUUUUCAUUGUGUCUAAGCUUUGGAACAACUACCACGACCCAGCCAACGUCGAGACUGCUUUGGACAGAACCUUGAGCGACUUGCAGGUUGAUUACUUGGACUUGUUCUACAUCCACUUCCCAAUUGCUUUCAAGUAUGUCCCACACUCCGAAAAAUACCCACCAGGUUUCUACUGUGGAGAUGGCGACAACUUCCAUUACGAGAACGUGCCAUUGCUUGACACUUGGAAGGCAUUGGAGAAAUUGGUCCAAAAGGGCAAGAUCAGAUCCAUUGGUAUUUCCAACUUCAGUGGUGCAUUGAUUCUUGACUUGCUUAGAGGCGCUGAGAUUCCUCCAGCCGUCUUGCAGAUCGAGCAUCAUCCAUACUUGCAACAACCUAAGUUGAUCAAGUGGGUUAAGGAGAAGAACAUCGCCAUUACUGCAUACUCAUCCUUUGGGCCUCAAUCUUUCGUUGAAUUGGAUCAUCCUAAGGUUAAGGAUUGUGUCGCUUUGUUCGAGCACAAGGAUAUCUUGUCUAUCGCAAACACACACAAGAGAUCUGCAGCACAGGUGUUGUUGAGAUGGGCCACACAAAGAGGCCUUGCAGUCAUUCCAAAGUCCAACAAGACCGAACGUUUGUUGGCCAACUUGACUGUCAACGACUUCGACCUUUCUGAGAGUGAGAUCGACACCAUUUCCAAGUUGGAUGUUGGAUUGCGUUUCAAUGACCCAUGGGACUGGGAUGAGAUUCCAAUCUUCCACUAA
Molecule: messenger RNA, 957 nt
Organism: Australozyma saopauloensis
Lineage: Eukaryota; Fungi; Ascomycota; Pichiomycetes; Serinales; Metschnikowiaceae
Gene: GRE3
Product: trifunctional aldehyde reductase/xylose reductase/glucose 1-dehydrogenase (NADP(+))
Exons: 1
Coding region: 1-957 (318 amino acids)
Cellular component (GO): cytosol
Molecular function (GO): D-xylose reductase (NADPH) activity
Source: RefSeq, a predicted model, not a curated record